Medioppia subpectinata is the source of this 1850-nucleotide messenger RNA. Lineage: Eukaryota; Metazoa; Arthropoda; Arachnida; Sarcoptiformes; Oppiidae. The record is from the annotation of a GenBank genome assembly.
UCGCGAAGACAUUCUUCGAUCCAAACAAAGUCUAUAUAAUAACCGGAGGUUUGGGUGGUUUUGGUCUGGAAUUGAUUCCAUGGAUGCAAUAUUCAGGCGCCCGAAAGUUUGUGGUCACCUCCAGGUCUGGCCUUAAAACUGAUUACCAGAAAUUUAUUUACAAUCGCUUUAAUGGUUUCGGUGAAAGACAAAAGUUUUUUAAGUCUCAAUGGAUUGUCUCGACUGCCAAUGGGUUCACAAUUGAAGGCACAAAACAAUUGCUAAAUGAGGCCAAAGAAUUGGGACCCAUUGGAGGGUUUUGUUCAUCUAUUGAUACGAAAUACAAGAUCUUCGCAAAUCUGGAUCAACUGACCCGACAAUUGGAUUAUAAAUUAGAUUAUUUCGUUGUCUUUUCAUCCCUGGCUUGUGGUAAAGGAAGCGCCGGGCAAUCAAACUAUGCUUUCGGAAACUCCAUGUGUGAGCGUAUAUGUGAAGAGAGACGUAGGGAUGGUCUGCACGGACUCGCCAUACAAUACGGACCCAUCGGUGAUGUCGGAGCGUUUGUUGAUUCUGAUCAACAAAUGUUGUCAUUUACUUCUAUACAAAGCCAGCGAAUCAACUCGUGUUGUGAUGUUUUGGACAAAUUAUUGGCAAUUAAACAGCCGAUUGUCACAUCAUAUGUGAGAACAAACCAAACUCAAAUUGUUACGUUAAGCCAUGACAGCCGAGUUAUCAAAGAGUUAUGGCGAGCGCUGGGCAUCGAUCCGGAGACCACACCCAACCACUUGACUCUCGGCGAGAUUGGUAUCGAAUCCAUGUUUGCCGUUAAGUUACAGCAGGAGUUGGAGAGGGAAUGGAAUAUUAAGUUAUCACUAAAUCAGGUGAAAAGUAUAACCAUUGGUAUGUUGAAGGGCUACGAGGCAGGCAAUAAAGUGAGCAUCGAAAUGCACCUGGAUUCUAUUCGAAGAUGCAAGGCUAAUUUGUUAAAAUUGGAUUUUAUUAUACCGGAUUUACAAUACACCAAAUUGAACGCGAUACAAAGCGGGAUACCUGUGUAUUUUAUGCCAACACUAUUAGUUAGUUUUGCGCAAUUAACCGAUGUGGCCAGGCGCAUUAAUCGCCCGGUAAUUGGACUAAAUUGGACCCGGGAGGUCAGUAAACUGACCACUCUGAACGAGAUUAAUAAAUACUACCAAGGGCUAAUAAAAUUACUGGAGGGCGACAGUGCCCAACGGGGUAAAUGCGAUGUAGUUGGCUAUUUUGACACCGCGAUCGCUUGCGGGCAAUUACUGUUAAAGGGACAGGUGGGUCGAGCGGUUAUCAUUGAUUUUAAUACUAUGAACAGUGAUUUCCCGGCCGAUGAAACCGAGAACUUACUGGAGUUUUUACUAAACAUGUUGUCCAAUGAGUUGCCCGAGUCGUUGAAGGAGCGUAUGAUACGGGCGUUGAAACAGGAGCCCAAUAUUCAGGUCAACAUCAAAUACAUAGCGAAUGAAAUGAUAGAGUUUGCCGGCAAAGGACUGGUGGCCACACAUAUGGAGGAGAUAUUGCACUCAAUGUUAGACAGAAUUCGUAUGUUAUGUGAGUAUCGGUUGUCGAAGAAGAAGAAACUGUCGACGAGUGGACUCAUGGGAGCCGUUGUGCGCAACAAGUGGUCCAAAAUGAGGGGCAAAUUGUUGAUUAUUAAGCCGUUUGCGUUCGCGUCGGUCCCCAAUGUGGACGAGUUUGUCGAGAAGACCCGUCACUCGUAUUUUUUGCCGAGCGCUCAGGAUUGCAGUGAGAAUAUUACGAUUGACAUGAUUGAUGCGGACGUUAAGGCUAUGGACUUUUCUCAACCAAUUAUCGCCGACAAGAUUAUUGAUGCUCUAAAA